Molecule: messenger RNA, 6385 nt
Organism: Conger conger (European conger)
Lineage: Eukaryota; Metazoa; Chordata; Actinopteri; Anguilliformes; Congridae
Exons: 32
Coding region: 83-6136 (2017 amino acids)
Source: RefSeq, a predicted model, not a curated record
GGUAGACACAUAGGUCUUCAUAGCUUGUACAUUCAUGAAGAUCCCUUUCUCAUAGUUAUCUUUAAUAAUUGUCCUGGAAAAUAUGCACAUUUAUGGAAGAUUAAGGAUGACAGGGGUGACAAUAAUUCUCCUAACUGGAAUUCUAGCAUUGGGACAAUGUGUGGACCAUGAACAUGUUCUAGAGAAUGUGGCCUUGAGAGGAAAGGCAGUUCAAUCUUCGACAUAUGGUACUGGUCAUCCCCAGAGGGCUGUUGAUGGAAACCGCAAUGCUGCGUAUCCAGAUGGAACCUGCAGCCACACUCAAGGGGAAACUAACCCCUGGUGGAGAGUGGACCUGCUGGGUGUGUUCAGAGUGUCCUCAGUGAUCAUCACAAACAGAGGGGAUUUCUUGUCUGAGAGCAUCAAUGAGAGAAUCAAAGGAGCUGAGAUUCACAUUGGGAACUCACUGAAGGACAAUGGCAAUGACAACCCGAUGUGUGCCAUGAUCUCAGCCAUUCCAGCAUGGGAACCCAUACGUUUUAAUUGCAGUGGGAUGGUGGGUCGUUACAUCAAUGUUUUUCUCCAAGGAUACAACCAAUUCCUGACUCUCUGUGAAGUGGAAGUGUAUGCGAGUCCCGUUCCUGUAGAAGACAUCAAACUAACUUCCACCUUGGGACCCAGUACAACUACUACCCCAACAGAAAACGUUGCUUUGGGGAAAAAGGCAAGCCAAUCGUCAACCAGCUUCUCGGGCCAGGCCAACAGAGCCAUUGAUGGGAAACACAGUUCUUGGUUUCAUAUGGGAUCUUGCAGUCAGACCCAUACUGAAGCUGACCCCUGGUGGAGAGUGGACUUGCUGGAAUCCCAUAAUGUCACCUCUAUAACCAUCACCAACAGAGAUGACUGCUGUGCGGAGAUGAUCGAUGGAGCUGAGCUCCGCAUCGGCACCUCCCUAGAAAACAACGGCAACAACAAUCCACUAUGCGCUGUGGUUUCCUCUUUCCCCGCAUGGGACAUCCUCACCUUUCAGUGUCAUGAGAUGGAGGGACGUUACGUCAACAUCUUCCUCCCAGGCUGCCAUAAAUACCUGACGCUGUGUGAAGUGGAAGUCAAUGCAGUACCUGUUCCUGUAAUUAAAUCAACUUCCCAACCUGAAAUUACAACUGAAAAUCCAGACUCUGAGAUGACUGAGGAAGAUCCACUCACAGAACCCAGAGGUGGAAACAGGGGCAUGAAUUGUUCUGAUAAAGAUACAGCUCCGAAAAAUGCUGCUGCUGGUGGGAGGGCCACCCAGUCAACGCAGUGGGACCGUUUUGGGGAUGCAAACAAUGCCAUUGACAGGAAGCGCAAAGCAGUGUAUUUAAAGGGAUCCUGCAGCCACACAAAAGCUGAAACAAACCCCUGGUGGAGAGUGGAUCUGCUGGAAUCUCACAAGAUCACAUCUGUGGCCAUUACUAAUAGAGAGGACUGCUGUUCUGAGAGGAUCAAUGGAGCUGAGAUCCACAUCGGGAACUCCCUGAAAAACCAUGGCAACAAUAAUCCAGUGUGUGCUGUGAUUCCCUACAUCCCAGCAGGGCAAACCAGGACCUAUCAGUGCGAUGGGAUGGAGGGACGCUAUGUCAGCAUUGUUCUCCCUGGGAAAGAGAAACAGCUGACUCUCUGUGAGGUGGAGUUGAACACCAAUGUGACUUAUACUGAGAAUGUGGCUUUGAAGGGAAAGGCUUCUCAGUCAUCACAGUAUAGUUGUAUAUCUGAAGCCCAGAAUGCUAUUGACGGCAGUCGUGACUCAGCAUAUGUCUCUAAGUCCUGCACACACACUACAAUCGAGGCUGAUCCCUGGUGGAGCGUAGACCUGCUCAGUGUGUACAGAGUGUCGUCAGUGACUAUCACUAACAGAGGAGACUGUUGUCCUGACAGGAUCAAUGGAGCUCAAAUACGCAUUGGGAACUCAAACAAAAACAAGGGAAACAACAACCCAGUGUGUGCCGUGGUGUCCACCAUCCCAGCAGGAGAGUCCAUCACCUUUCAGUGUCAUGGGAUGGUGGGACGCUAUGUAAAUGUCAUCCAGCCAGGCUGCUUUAAAACCCUUACUCUGUGUGAGGUGGAAGUUUAUGCAAGCCCUAUUCCUGAGAACAUAGUGAUGGAUCCAGUGACCAAUGAUGGAGAUAACCUGAGGAAGUCACAAUGUUCACUCAAAGUACCAGAUAAUGCGGCAACCAGAGGAAAUGCAGCUCAGUCUUCAACUGGAAAUGACGGUGGUGCAGAGAAGGCCAUUGACGGAAACCGCAGCCCAUUCUAUCAAAAUAAAUCGUGUACUCACACUUUAGCUGAAAGAAACCCCUGGUGGAGAGUGGAUCUCCUUAGAGAACACAGAGUCACCUCAGUCACUAUCACAAACAGAGUGGACUGCUGUGCUUACAGGCUCGAUGGAGCACAGAUCCAUGUAGGGAACUCUCGGAAAAACAAUGGCAAUGACAACCCAAUCUGUGCUGUGAUUUCCCACAUAGAAGGAGAUUCCAUCACCUUCAAGUGCCAUGAGAUGCAGGGACGUUAUGUAAAUGUGUUCCUCCCUGGGAACGAUAAGGUCUUGACUCUUUGUGAGGUAGAGGUAAAUGGAAACGCAAUUCCCAAUGAUACUGCAGAAACCAGAGGAAAAGCAACUCAGUCUUCAACUAGAUGGGACGGUGGUGCAGAGAAGGCCAUUGACGGAAACCGCAGCCCAUUCUAUCAAAAUAAAUCGUGUACUCACACUUUAGCUGAAAGAAACCCCUGGUGGAGAGUGGAUCUCCUUAGAGAACACAGAGUCACCUCAGUCACUAUCACAAACAGAAUGGACUGUUGUGCUUAUAGGCUCGAUGGAGCACAGAUCCAUGUAGGGAACUCUCGGGAAAACAAUGGCAAUGACAACCCAAUCUGUGCUGUGAUUUCCCACAUAGAAGGAGAAUCCGUCACCUUCAAGUGCCAUGAGAUGCAGGGACGUUAUGUAAAUGUGUUCCUCCCUGGGAACGAUAAGUACUUGACUCUUUGUGAGGUAGAGGUAAAUGGAAGUGCAAUUCCCAAUGUUCAUACCUUACAUAAUGCAGCAACCAGAGGAAAAGCAACUCAGUCUUCAACUGGAUGGGACGGUGGUGCAGAGAAGGCUAUUGACAGAAACCGCAGCCCAUUUUAUGAUGAUAAAUCGUGUACUCACACUUUAGCUGAAAGAAACCCCUGGUGGAGAGUGGAUCUCCUUAGAGAACACAGAGUCACCUCAGUCACUAUCACAAACAGAGUGGACUGCUGUGCUUACAGGCUCGAUGGAGCACAGAUCCAUAUAGGGAACUCUGAGGAAAACAAUGGCAAUGACAACCCAGUCUGUGCUGUGAUUUCCCACAUAGAAGGAGAAUCCGUCACCUUCAAGUGCCAUGAGAUGCAGGGACGUUAUGUAAAUGUGUUCCUCCCUGGGAAUGAUAAGUACUUGACUCUUUGUGAGGUAGAGGUAAAUGGAAGUGCAAUUCCCAAUGAUAUUGCAGCAACCAGAGGAAAAGCAACUCAGUCUUCAACUGGAUGGGACGGUGGUGCAGAGAAGGCCAUUGACGGAAACCGCAGCCCAUUCUAUCAAAAUAAAUCGUGUACUCACACUUUAGCUGAAAGAAACCCCUGGUGGAGAGUGGAUCUCCUUAGAGAACACAGAGUCACCUCAGUCACUAUCACAAACAGAGUGGACUGCUGUGCUUACAGGCUCGAUGGAGCACAGAUCCAUGUAGGGAACUCUCGGAAAAACAAUGGCAAUGACAACCCAAUCUGUGCUGUGAUUUCCCACAUAGAAGGAGAAUCCGUCACCUUCAAGUGCCAUGAGAUGCAGGGACGUUAUGUAAAUGUGUUCCUCCCUGGGAACGAUAAGUACUUGACUCUUUGUGAGGUAGAGGUAAAUGGAAGUGCAAUUCCCAAUGUUCAUACCUUACAUAAUGCAGCAACCAGAGGAAAAGCAACUCAGUCUUCAACUGGAUGGGACGGUGGUGCAGAGAAGGCCAUUGACAGAAACCGCAGCCCAUUUUAUGAUGAUAAAUCGUGUACUCACACUUUAGCUGAAAGAAACCCCUGGUGGAGAGUGGACCUCCUUAGAGAACACAGAGUCACCUCAGUCACUAUCACAAACAGAGUGGACUGCUGUGCUUACAGGCUCGAUGGAGCACAGAUCCAUAUAGGGAACUCUGAGGAAAACAAUGGCAAUGACAACCCAGUCUGUGCUGUGAUUUCCCACAUAGAAGGAGAAUCCGUCACCUUCAAGUGCCAUGAGAUGCAGGGACGUUAUGUAAAUGUGUUCCUCCCUGGGAACGAUAAGUACUUGACUCUUUGUGAGGUAGAGGUAAAUGGAAGUGCAAUUCCCAAUGUUCAUACCUUACAUAAUGCAGCAACCAGAGGAAAAGCAACUCAGUCUUCAACUGGAUGGGACGGUGGUGCAGAGAAGGCCAUUGACGGAAACCGCAGCCCAUUUUAUGAUGAUAAAUCGUGCACUCACACUUUAGCUGGAAGAAACCCCUGGUGGAGAGUGGAUCUCCUUAGAGAACACAGAGUCACCUCAGUCACUAUCACAAACAGAAUGGACUGUUGUGCUUACAGGCUCGAUGGAGCACAGAUCCAUGUAGGGAACUCUGAGGAAAACAAUGGCAAUGACAACCCAGUCUGUGCUGUGAUUUCCCACAUAGAAGGAGAUUCCGUCACCUUCAAGUGCCAUGAGAUGCAGGGACGUUAUGUAAAUGUGUUCCUCCCUGGGAACGAUAAGUACUUGACUCUUUGUGAGGUAGAGGUAAAUGGAAGUGCAAUUCCCAAUGUUCAUACCUUACAUAAUGCAGCAACCAGAGGAAAAGCAACUCAGUCUUCAACUGGAUGGGACGGUGGUGCAGAGAAGGCCAUUGACAGAAACCGCAGCCCAUUUUAUGAUGAUAAAUCGUGUACUCACACUUUAGCUGAAAGAAACCCCUGGUGGAGAGUGGACCUCCUUAGAGAACACAGAGUCACCUCAGUCACUAUCACAAACAGAGUGGACUGCUGUGCUUACAGGCUCGAUGGAGCACAGAUCCAUAUAGGGAACUCUGAGGAAAACAAUGGCAAUGACAACCCAGUCUGUGCUGUGAUUUCCCACAUAGAAGGAGAAUCCGUCACCUUCAAGUGCCAUGAGAUGCAGGGACGUUAUGUAAAUGUGUUCCUCCCUGGGAACGAUAAGUACUUGACUCUUUGUGAGGUAGAGGUAAAUGGAAGUGCAAUUCCCAAUGUUCAUACCUUACAUAAUGCAGCAACCAGAGGAAAAGCAACUCAGUCUUCAACUGGAUGGGACGGUGGUGCAGAGAAGGCCAUUGACGGAAACCGCAGCCCAUUUUAUGAUGAUAAAUCGUGUACUCACACUUUAGCUGAAAGAAACCCCUGGUGGAGAGUGGACCUCCUUAGAGAACACAGAGUCACCUCAGUCACUAUCACAAACAGAGUGGACUGCUGUGCUUACAGGCUCGAUGGAGCACAGAUCCAUAUAGGGAACUCUGAGGAAAACAAUGGCAAUGACAACCCAAUCUGUGCUGUGAUUUCCCACAUAGAAGGAGAUUCCGUCACCUUCAAGUGCCAUGAGAUGCAGGGACGUUAUGUAAAUGUGUUCCUCCCUGGGAACGAUAAGUACUUGACUCUUUGUGAGGUAGAGGUAAAUGGAAGUGCAAUUCCCAAUGGCCAUAAUGUAACGUCUAUUAAUCCUGGAAAUCUGGCAUUGAGGGGGAAUGCGUCUCAAUCGUCUGUAUUGGGAAAUGGAUUUGCUCUCAAUGCCAUUGAUGGAAACCAUGAUGGUGUUUAUUCUCACGGGUCCUGCAUCCACACUAAAAUGGAGGCUAAUCCCUGGUGGAGAGUGGACCUGGGGAGGAUGUGUAACAUCACAUCGGUGACUGUCACAAACAGACAGGACUGCUGUUCUGAGAGCAUCAACGGAGCUGAGAUCCGCAUUGGAAACUCUCUGUACUACAAAAGGAACCCUAUGUGUGAAAGGAUAUCCUCUAUACCAGCAGGAGCGACCGUCACCUUUCAGUGCGAAGUAAUAGCAGGCCGCUACAUCUAUAUUGUUCUUCCAGGAAGAGAGAAAUACCUGACUCUGUGUGAAGUGGAGGUGCAUGGCAUUGCUGCAAAUUCUCCUCAGUAACAACAGAGCCUUUCUCUUGUACAGAGGGUGGCGAUGAGGAGAUUAAAGCUACGUUUUACCAUAAAAUGCCAAGCCUAUGGCAACACAAGAGAUCCAAAAAGUGCAACUGAAUACUGAUGUUUGAAACGGUUAAUGAUGCCAUUUUAAUAAGAUCAACAAAAAAAGGUCAAUUUAUUGCAAUACAAUGGCCUGCUGCAUGUAGUGUCUCAUAGCCAAGCAGGUCAGAAAUAAAACCAAUACAAUGCUUCA